AUGUGUAAGUCCGACUCUCCGUCUCGUCCGUGCAGCACAGAAGGAUGCCUUGAGUCUGUGGCCUCGACGCGCCCCAUUUCGGCUGCUGCGGAGGCCGCAGAGGCGGAGAUCUCGCGGGAGAGCGACGCCAUGGAGGCCCUGGGGGCGGCCAUUGGGCCUGUGGCGGCCGCAAAGGCCCAGUCCGCCGCGUCUGCCGGGGAAUGUGGAGUCGCGAGUCAGACCGAGGAAGAUCUGCGAAGGAGAGCUUCGCGUGGGGGGCAGGCAGAAAGCGAAGACGGCGGCGGCCGAGGCGAUACCGGCGCGCCCUGCGCGUCCAGAGCCGCGCAGGAGGCCCCCGAGCAGCGCGUGGGGCGGUGCGGGACUCGAGACGAGGGCGAGGGCGCGCAUCAGGGGCUGCUGGGAGGUGAUUCGCGAAGCGAGGUGGAUGGGGGGAAGAGCGGAUCGGCGGAGGACGGCGACGCACACGCGGCAGAGGCCUGCGGGAGUGAACACCGCCCAGCACCGGAGUCGGGCGAGCCGUCCGCGGGAGAGGCCGCGGCCGCGGAGGAGGCGCCGGGCGCCGCUGCCUGCUGCGCGUCGGCGAACGAGUCAGAAGCAGGCACGUCGCGCCGGAGACUGAGCGCCGAGGAGGGAGGACAGAAGGGGCACUGCGAGGUGCACGCGGAGUCCGGCUCCAGCUCGACAGCGUCCUCUCCCUCCACGGCGCCCUCGUCGCCACACGACUUUGCACGCGCCUCGCACGAAGACAAGCACCAGUCUGCGCGAGAGGCGUCCUCCGCGGGCGAGGAGGGUUCCCGCUCUUCCGCGUUGGAGGCGCCCUGCUGUCCUUCAACGGGCGCUGCGCAAGAAGACCGGGCGCCCAUGGACUCGCCCGGCCCCUCGGCACGUCCCGAAGCUGCCGUCGGCGGCCUGGGCGGUUCUCUGGAAGGCGCUUUAUUCGCCGCGGCCUCUCCUGAGACUUCCGCGGCGCUGUUGCCGCCCUGCGAGCCCAGCAACGACGAGGGCGAUGAGGGCGACUCAGACGAAGGAGAGGAGGCGGAGACGAUCGUUGGCGAGCGCGAGAGCUGCCUGGGCGUCGGGAAGAGUUCCUCCGCUGGACUCGACUGCGCCGAGCGCGGGGCGCCGCUCCCGGGAGGGGGGGGGGGCGGGACCGCUGACAGCCAGCGGCAGGCGCUACCCACGGCGGCGCCAUGUCCUGCUCCGUCGCUGCCCCCCGCAGGCGCGGACGAGCGCGUCAGCAGCGGAGUCACCAAAGUCCGAACGAAAAUUCGAAAGAACGAAGCGGGCGACCUCGACGCGUGGAUAGAGGGCUUCCACGAAAACCCGCCGGAAAUCCUCUCUGAGGCCGACCUCUGGCGCGUCUGCCAGCGCAUCAAACAACUCCUCGUCGAGGAGAACAACGUGCAGCCUGUGCCGGCGCCGUGUAUUGUGUGCGGCGACAUCCACGGUCAGUUUUUUGAUUUGUUGAAGUUGUUCGAGGUGGGGGGCAAGGUAGGUGAGCAGAAGUACGUGUUUUUGGGCGACUACGUGGACCGGGGCUACAACAGCGUGGAGACGUUUGAGUACCUGAUGCUGCUCAAGCUAAAGUACCCCGAAAGCAUCACGCUGCUUCGGGGGAACCACGAGUCGCGGCAAAUCACCACGGUCUACGGAUUCUACGACGAGUGCGUGCGGAAGUACGGGAACGCGAAUCCGUGGAAGUUCUGCACAGAGGUCUUUGACUACCUCGCGCUCGCAGCGGUGAUCGACGAGUCGGUCUUCUGCGUCCACGGCGGCCUCUCACCCGACUUGAAGCUGCUUGACCAGCUGCGGCUGAUCUACCGAGUGCAGGAGAUCCCUCACGAAGGCACGUUUGGAGACAUCGUCUGGAGCGAUCCCGACGAGGUCGAGGGCUGGGCGGAGAACCCGCGCGGCGCCGGCUGGCUGUUUGGGGACAAAGUCGUGCGGCGCUUCAACCACGUGAACGGCCUUGAGCUGAUUGCCCGUGCCCACCAACUCGCCAUGGAGGGCUUCCGCUACAUCUUCUCAGACAGCAGCGUAGUGACUGUCUGGUCUGCGCCGAACUACUGCUACCGCUGCGGAAACGUCGCCGCCGUCAUGAAACUUGACGCAAACCUCAACCGGAAAAUGCUCAUCUUCAAACAAACCGACGACCCCCAAGUCGCCACCCGCGCCCGCGCGAUCGCGCCCUACUUCCUCUGA
Messenger RNA from Besnoitia besnoiti, 2202 nucleotides. Its product is annotated as putative serine/threonine protein phosphatase. Gene Ontology annotation, cellular component: cytoplasm. Gene Ontology annotation, molecular function: protein serine/threonine phosphatase activity. The transcript has 2 exons. Bases 1 to 2202 code for a protein of 733 amino acids. NCBI's taxonomy places the organism in Eukaryota, Apicomplexa, Conoidasida, Eucoccidiorida, Sarcocystidae. Gene Ontology annotation, biological process: peptidyl-serine dephosphorylation. The record is from RefSeq and is a predicted model, not a curated record.